AUGACAUGGACAGGAAAUAUUUUUGACCCGGAAGAAAGACAGUUAGAAAGAAGUGUGGGACGGCAACCGUUCGUACAAGUACCCCCGCACUGGCAACCAUUGGAGCAAGGAUCUUCACACCAGACAUUAUUGGCGCAAAGACUUCCGCACAGGCAAACAUUGGUGCAAAGACCUUCGCACCAGGUAUUAUUGGCGCAAGGACCUCCACGGCAGGAAUUAUUGGCGCAAGGAUUUCCGCACAGGCAACCGUUGGCACGAGGACCUCCGCACAGGCAACUGUUGGCGCAAGGACCUCCACAUUAG
Messenger RNA from Cotesia congregata, 303 nucleotides. The record is from the annotation of a GenBank genome assembly. NCBI's taxonomy places the organism in Eukaryota, Metazoa, Arthropoda, Insecta, Hymenoptera, Braconidae.